UUUAAUAGUACGAAACCCAUGGAUUUUGAAGUAGAAAAUGAAGAUCAAGAUCCUUAUUCUAUUGUAUUUUUUCUGCUUUUAGUGUCGCAGGAAAGAGGACUUGGAGAAAGUAUGUGCCACACUGAUGAUCUUGAACAACAAUCUUGUGACUUGCCUUCUGUAAGUUAUGUUCAAGAAAAUACAUCAGCUGACGCGGAAGAAGAUCAUACCGAGAACGAAAUAUCUGACAAAGAGAAUGAGUUAGAGACCGAAUGGACUGAUUUUCUUAAAAGGACCCUUAAGGACGGAAUUCUCUCUACGAUUGUGGAAAAAUCAGCAGAUUCGCACCACAAUAUCCUGUUAAAUCUUAAAUCAGGUGGUGCUUUUCAGGUUGCUGCUAACAUGCACGAAAUUGAAAAGAGAGACCCAGAAUUUGCUCUACAGCUUGACAAGUGCUUAAAAAGCUCGGCACCAGUAGAACUUAUUGGUUCCUUCUUAUCGAAGAAUUUUGCUGACGAAUUACUAUUUGGUAGUAAAAGAGUAAGCAUGUUACUGUACGUCCAAGUGAAGCUUUUUACUCUUUUUUAAUUUCAGAACGGUUUAUGGUUGUAAAACGCAGUCAUAUGACGCGUAUCUGUGUUUUUAUUUUUAUUUUGACUAGCGUUAUAUUUGGUAUUAUGUUA
Messenger RNA from Hydractinia symbiolongicarpus, 662 nucleotides. RefSeq lists its product as uncharacterized. Bases 19 to 567 code for a protein of 182 amino acids. The record is from RefSeq and is a predicted model, not a curated record. NCBI's taxonomy places the organism in Eukaryota, Metazoa, Cnidaria, Hydrozoa, Anthoathecata, Hydractiniidae. The transcript is spliced from 2 exons.